UCCAGGAUCGUGGAGGUCCCGAGAGUUGUUUAAUGGGGCACGCAACUAACCCCUAAAACAAAAGCAAAAAAAUGAAGUUUUUAGUGAGUUUUUGGGUGUUUUUGGUGAGUGGUUCCUGUGAGGCACAAAGGGACAGAGAUUGGUCCCCAAACCCGACUACUUUCAACAUCGGUGGGGUGCUGAGCAGCAACGAUAGCAAGGCCUUGUUUAAGGAAACCAUCGAUCAUCUGAAUUUCGACUCUAGUUUCGUUCCCAAGGGGGUGACUUACUAUAACACGGCCAUUUUAAUGGAUCCCAACCCCAUCAGGACGGCCCUUAACGUUUGUAAAUAUUUAAUUUCCAAACAGGUGUAUGCAGUGGUUGUUUCUCAUCCUCUAACUGGGGACCUUUCACCGGCCGCGGUGUCUUAUACAAGCGGUUUUUAUCAUAUUCCGGUAAUUGGGAUUUCUUCGAGGGAUUCAGCGUUCUCUGAUAAGAACAUCCACGUGUCGUUCCUGAGAACGGUGCCGCCGUACUCCCACCAGGCGGACGUCUGGGUGGAAAUGCUGAAACAUUUCAACUACAAAAAGGUGAUUUUCAUCCACAGUUCGGAUACGGACGGCAGAGCGCUCCUCGGCCGUUUCCAGACGACCUCCCAAAGUCUGGAAGACGACAUCGAGAUCAAAGUCCAAGUGGAAACGGUUAUCGAGUUCGAGGCGGGCCUGGAGAGUUUUAGGGAGCAACUGAACGAGAUGAAAAACGCCCAGGCGAGGGUCUAUUUGAUGUAUGCCAAUAAGCACGAUGCCAAAGUGAUCUUUAGGGACGCGGCUGAGUUAAAUAUGACCGACUCGGGAUACGCUUGGGUGGUGACCGAGCAGGCGCUGGAAGCUGACAACGUUCCCGAAGGGAUUUUGGGGCUGAAACUUGUGAACGCCACCAAUGAGAAGGCUCACAUUAGAGACAGCAUCUACGUACUGGCCUCCGCCCUACGAGACAUGAACCAAAGCAAAGAAAUCACCGAGGCCCCCAAAGACUGCGACAAUUCCGGAUCGAUUUGGGAAACUGGCAAGGACCUAUUCAGCUUCAUCAGGAAACAAGUGCUAAUCAACGGGGAAACUGGAAAAGUCGCUUUUGACGACCAAGGGGACCGCAUCAACGCCGAGUAUAACAUCGUAAACAUCCAGAGGCAGAGGAAAAAGGUGGUGGUGGGCAAACACUUCUUCAACAGGAAAACCAACAAAAUGCACCUGACGGUGGAGGAGAGGCUGAUAAUGUGGCCGGGGCGAAAGCACGUGAAACCCGAAGGAUUCAUGAUCCCCACCCACCUAAAAGUCCUAACGAUCGAGGAAAAACCGUUUGUUUACGUGCGAAAACUGGAGGGUCUUGGCACGUGCGAAACCGACGAGAUCCCUUGUCCCCAUUUUAACGAGACGCACGACGUUACAGGCAAAUAUUGUUGCAAAGGCUACUGCAUGGAUCUCCUCAAAGAACUAUCCAAGAAAAUCAACUUCACUUAUAGUCUAGCCCUAUCGCCGGACGGCCAGUUUGGCAACUACGCCUUACGUACCAACGGUACCGGCAAAAAGGAAUGGAACGGUCUGAUUGGCGAGCUGGUGCACGAGAGGGCCGACAUGAUCGUCGCCCCGUUAACCAUCAACCCCGAACGGGCCGAAUUCAUCGAGUUCAGUAAACCGUUCAAGUACCAAGGGAUCACCAUCCUGGAAAAGAAACCGUCGCGAUCCUCCACUUUGGUGUCGUUCUUGCAACCGUUCAGCAACACCUUAUGGAUUUUGGUGAUGGUGUCGGUACACGUGGUGGCUCUGGUGCUGUAUCUGCUCGAUCGAUUUUCACCCUUUGGCAGGUACAAGAUGGCGAACACCGACGGUACCGAGGAGGACGCCCUGAACCUCUCCAGCGCCAUCUGGUUCGCUUGGGGCGUACUGUUGAACAGCGGGAUCGGCGAGGGUACUCCGCGCAGCUUUUCGGCUCGGGUCUUGGGGAUGGUGUGGGCGGGCUUCGCCAUGAUUAUUGUCGCCUCGUAUACGGCCAAUUUGGCCGCUUUUCUUGUGCUAGAACGACCCAAAACGAAACUUACCGGGAUUAAUGAUGCCAGGCUGAGGAACACCAUGGAAAACUUGACUUGUGCUACAGUGAAAGGGUCUGCUGUAGACAUGUACUUUCGUAGGCAAGUGGAGCUGUCUAACAUGUACAGGACCAUGGAGGCUAAUAACUACGAUACCGCCGAGCGAGCUAUAGCUGACGUCAAAGCUGGUAAUUUAAUGGCGUUUAUAUGGGACAGCUCUCGUCUGGAAUUCGAGGCGGCACAGGACUGCGAACUGGUAACCGCCGGAGAGCUGUUUGGCCGCUCCGGAUACGGCAUAGGGCUCCAAAAAGGCUCCCCGUGGUCCGACGAUAUCACCUUGGCCAUUUUGGACUUUCACGAGAGUGGUUUCAUGGAGAGUCUGGAUAACAAGUGGAUCCUCCAAGGGAACACGCAGCAAUGCGAACAGUUCGAGAAAACGCCGAACACCUUGGGGCUGAAGAAUAUGGCGGGGGUGUUCAUUCUGGUGGGGGCGGGCAUCAUUGGGGGCAUGGGUCUGAUCGUGAUCGAAAUGGUUUACAAGAAGCACCAGAUGAAGAAACAAAAGAGGAUGGAGUUGGCGCGACACGCGGCCGAUAAGUGGCGGGGAUGCGUCGAGAAACGUAAGACCCUACGCGCAUCCUCCCUGCCCCAAAGACGAAUUAAAUCUAACGGUGUAAACGAACCCGUGACCAUAUCACAUGUGGUGGACAAAUUUCAUCGUAUAGGCCAGAUAAGUGGACCGGAAAGGGCGUGGCCCGGCGACACGGACAUCCGCCACCGCAGCAGGGUGGAGGAGGGCGCCGGUAUCCAGCCCAUUCCCAGAUAUUUACCCGGAUAUACAUGGGAUGUGUCCCAUUUAGUUGUUUAAGCUUUAGGAUCUAUAAAUGUUUAUUAUAUGCUGUUUUAGAUGCCUCUCACUAUUAUAAUAGGCUCAAGGGCGUUUUAUUUAUGUAUAUUUUUUUAGGGAAAUAUAUAGAACGUUUUAAUUAUUACUA
Messenger RNA from Anthonomus grandis grandis, 3057 nucleotides. RefSeq names its product glutamate [NMDA] receptor subunit 1 (gene Nmdar1). The record is from RefSeq and is a predicted model, not a curated record. The transcript has 12 exons. Gene Ontology annotation, biological process: monoatomic ion transport; chemical synaptic transmission; ionotropic glutamate receptor signaling pathway. NCBI's taxonomy places the organism in Eukaryota, Metazoa, Arthropoda, Insecta, Coleoptera, Curculionidae. Bases 72 to 2930 code for a protein of 952 amino acids. Gene Ontology annotation, cellular component: synapse; NMDA selective glutamate receptor complex; plasma membrane. Gene Ontology annotation, molecular function: NMDA glutamate receptor activity.